This is a messenger RNA of Trichomonas vaginalis G3, 1176 nucleotides long. RefSeq names its product ribonuclease inhibitor domain-containing protein. NCBI's taxonomy places the organism in Eukaryota, Parabasalia, Trichomonadida, Trichomonadidae. The transcript has a single exon. Bases 1 to 1176 code for a protein of 391 amino acids. The record is from RefSeq and is a predicted model, not a curated record.
AUGAAAUAUGAACAGUUUUGCUUUGCUGAAUUAGCAUCAUUAGAGACAUUUACUCAAGUUGAAGGUGAUACAACGACCGAUAUUCCAGAAACAAAGCAUAUUUUCAAUGAUAAUUGUUUUAAAGGUUGUCCAAAGCUCAGAACCGUUAACUUACCUUCCAAUAUCGGCAGCCUUGGUUUAUAUUGUUUCACUGACUGUAAAAUGCUCACAGGCUUUGUUUUCCCGCCAGAACUUACUAAAUGCCAAUGCCACUCCUUCGAACGCUGCACAUCCAUCACAGAAAUGGAUUUGAGUAACGUCAAAUGGCUCGGCAAUCACGUUUUCGACGGCUGUACUAAUUUAGUCAAAAUUAUUUUUUCAGACAAGCUUCGUGACGUCAUGGGCAACACAUUCAACGGAUGCACCAAACUACCAGAACUCACCGGCCUUGAAACUAACGAACACUUUACAUUUAAGAGAAGAUUUUUAUACGGCUGUUCCUCAUUAACUCAUUUCAAAAUACCACGAAUGAUGACAAUGAUUCCAUUUGAAGCAUUGAGAAAUUGCAGGAGUUUAUCCAGAUUAACGAUUCAUGACGGAAUUACUUUUAUUGAAUACGACGCGUUCUCUUUUACCGGAAUUACUGAGAUAACGAUGCCAUCUGAGCUUUCAACACUAGAAAAGAAUGUUCUAAGGAAAUGUCUUAAUCUUAGAAAAGUAGAUUUCAGUUAUUGUUACAAUUUGAUCAGUUUACCAAAUGAUUUAUUUGCAGGUGAUGUAAGUUUGAGUGAAAUUGUUCUUCCUCCUAAAUUAGAAUCUAUUCCAAAUUACGCGUUUUCAGGAACAUCUCUAGAAUCAAUAAUUUUUCCAGAAACAUUUAGACAGUUUGGAAAUUCUGUGUUUAUGGAUUGCAAACAACUUAAAUCUGUUUAUAUCUUUGGAAAGUCACUAUUUCUUUCAGGCCAAAUGUUCAGUGGAUGCAGUAGUUUGACUAAGAUAUACAUUAACCCUGAAAUAUCAAUGGUUGAAAGAAAUACAUUUGAUGGAAUUACUCAAAAUGUUGAAAUCGUUUACUGCAGCAACAGAAUUUUCACUGAUACAAGUGUUAAUUCUAACCAAUAUUUAACUGUGAAAGUUCCUUCUGGUUAUGAAAAAGAGACAUUCUUAGGAUUACCAAUAAACAAAGUAGACAAUUAA